This is a messenger RNA of Drosophila erecta, 2142 nucleotides long. RefSeq lists its product as uncharacterized. Gene Ontology annotation, cellular component: nucleus; cytoplasm. Lineage: Eukaryota; Metazoa; Arthropoda; Insecta; Diptera; Drosophilidae. Bases 236 to 1087 code for a protein of 283 amino acids. The record is from RefSeq and is a predicted model, not a curated record. The transcript has a single exon.
CUUCCCAACAAUCGACUUUUGUUGGUGGUGGGUGCAUUUGUUUGUGCGUAGAAAGGAAAGCGUAAUAACCCCUCCUGAUAUCGAUAUCGAUAUCACAUCACAAAAAACAAUAAACCAAAAAAAAAACGCUACAAACUAUUAUUUUGUCUGCCAGAAAAAAGGAAUUAGCAGCUGGACGUAGCCAAGUUGCCACAUCAACUGACCGACACCAGACACCACAGCACCCAGCUCCACCAUGGACAUCAUGGAUAUCCAGGCCGUAGAGUCCAAGUUGAGUGACGUCACGGUGACACCGAUACCGCGCAGCCAAGUGCAGAAUUUCUACAAUUACCAGCAGCAGCGGGAGCAGCGCGAGCAACAGCCCCAGAUCCAGAUAUCGGCUAUCCACCACUCGCGUGGAUCCGGUGGCGGAGGAAGCGGAUCCAAUUCAUCCAACGCGGCCACGGACUACUCCACAAGCAGCGGUGGCAAGCGGGAGAGGGACCGCUCCUCCGCCAGCGACUACAGCAGCUCGUCCAGCAAACAGAGUUCCGCCGCAGCGGCCAAUGCAGCAGCAGCUGCUGCCGCCGUCGCUGCCCUCCAGUACUCCCCGCAGUUCCUCCAGGCCCAGCUGGCCCUCCUCCAGCAGCAAUCGAACACAACAGCCACGCCGGCAGCCGCCGCAGCUGCGGCCCUCUCCCUGGCCAACAUGUGCUCCAGCAAUGGCGGACAGAGGAACUCCGGCUCCGGUGGCGGUGUCUCCUCGACCUCCUCGGCCAGCAAUGGCCAGAGCAUGGGCCUCAACCUGAGCUCGUCGCAGCUGAAGUACCCCCCACCCUCAACCUCGCCUGUGGUGGUGACCACCCAAACUUCGGCCAACAUCACCACGCCGCUGACCUCCACGGCCAGCCUGCCCUCUGUGGGACCGGGCAAUGGGCUGACCAAGUACGCCCAGCUGCUGGCCGUCAUCGAGGAGAUGGGACGUGAUAUCCGGCCGACGUACACGGGCUCGCGCAGCUCCACGGAGCGGCUCAAGCGGGGCAUUGUACAUGCUCGCAUCCUGGUGCGCGAAUGUCUCAUGGAGACGGAGCGAGCGGCACGCCAAUGAGAGGAGGAGUCACUGGUGCCACAGCUGACGUCGCCGGAUUGAAAUGGACCAGGAGGCGAGGAUCAUCCCCAUCUAGCAAGUAGGUUAAUUUCCCCCAACAAAAGAACACGGACAGAAUGGGUCGAAUUCGUAAUCUUUGCACAGUUGUGAGCCAAAUCCUCUUGAAUAUCAUAGGAAUAAUUUAGUUUUAAAGCUUUCCAAAGGUUUUAACUAAAGACAAACGAAAGUGCUCAAACAGAGCCUUCGGGGUUUUCUUUCUAAGUUCGAAUUCUUUGCUAGGCAUUCCAAAUUGUUAUGAUGAAUCGCACUAAUUUUAAUAUUAUAUUUAUCAAAUUCUCACAUUCUUAAACAUAGUUCAGUUAAAAGAAAGUUGUUUUAAGUUCAGUCUCGACAUGGCUAAAAAGAAAUUCCUUCUAUUUUCCACGGAAGAUGUUCAGAAUGCUCCAAAGAUUGCCUAUAGCAAAGAUCCAUCCUGUCCCCAAAUAAGGAUUAAAGAAUAGCAAUUUGUAUUAACUUGUAAGCCCCCAUCAACUUAAUGGCCCUCGGGCCGCCGGACCAUAGUUAAAGAAUGUUUAGACUAGCUCAGGUUACAAUCGGUUAAAUCGACAAUGCAAUAGCUACAGCACAAGUUAUUGGACCGAACCGAUUCGCGCUGAUCGCCUCGGAUUUGUAAGUUUGCCGAAUAGCAAUUAAUCUGUAUCCGUAAACGCAAGACCAGGAUGCACCUGUGUCUGCGUCAUGCAUGCGAUUAAUUAUCUUUUGGCAAUUGACGAGGCGGAGCAGAUCCGUCGAGGAGAUGCAGGGCAGGAUGUGUGCGAGUUUGUCACUGCCGGGUAGCUCCUCGUUAUUUUAGAGAACUAUACAAAUGCAUAUAUGUAGUUAAGCAGAGAUAUAUGUAUACAUAUAUACUUGUUAUGCAAGCAAACAGUGUGCAUGUCCAAGUGAAUGGUGAAUUAGUGGCAAUUGACACGAGAAUAUUUAUAUAUGUAUACACAUAGAACACAACUUGUAUAUUUACUAUAUGUAUGAGCAAAUACGACUAAGUUCAAGCCUGU